This is a messenger RNA of Closterium sp. NIES-67, 3800 nucleotides long. The record is from the annotation of a GenBank genome assembly. Lineage: Eukaryota; Viridiplantae; Streptophyta; Zygnematophyceae; Desmidiales; Closteriaceae.
CAACCAUCAUUCGCUUUCCUUCAUUAUUACCCUUCGUUCUACCGCGACUGCUUUCCUUCUCGCAUACUUUGUUGCCGUGCUGGUGUCCUCAGCUCCAUCUGCUCCUCAGUCUUUUUAACGUCCUUAGCUCGUCUGGCUUGUGACCAGCCUUGGUUUCAUCAGCACAACGUCAGACCGAGCGUUGGUAACCCGUUCGAUUAGUGGUAACUCGGUUGAACGAGAACAUCCAGUCCAAAAUGGCCGACGCGAUGCAGACGGACGGCGGAGAUGCGAAGCUGCCUGAGCUCAAACUCGACGCGCGGCAAGCCCAAGGGUUCCUCUCCUUCUUCCGCUCGCUCCCGCCGGCGCCUCAAACCAUCCGCUUCUUCGACCGCCGCGACUACUACACGGUGCACGGCCCCGCCGCACUCUUCGUCGCGCGCGUCUUCUACAAGACGCUCUCCGCCCUGCGCUACCUCUCCGCGGGCGGAGCCAGCGCGGGCUCUUCCGCCGCUUCCGCCAGCGAUGCCGCUGCGCUACCCAGCGUGAGCGUCAACCGCAGUAUGUUCGAGUCCAUCCUCCGCCACCUGCUCCUGGAGGAAGGGGGAGCCGGCGCAAUGGGCGCAACGGGCGGAAGCGGAGCGGGGGGCAAUGGCGGGGAGGGUGGCGGAGAUGGCGGCGGUUCCAGCACAGGUGGCGGCGGGGGUGGGUAUUCGACGGUGGAGCUUUACGAGGGCAGCGGCGCCAACUGGCGGCUCGCGCGGGCCGCCACGCCGGGGCGGCUGACUGCCUUCGAGGACGUGCUGUUCGCGACGCGGGACAUGGGCGACUCGCCGACGGUGUGCGCCGUGAUCGUCGCCGCGGCCGCGAAGGACGGCGAGCGGCGCGUGGGGCUGGCGUUUGUGGAUCUGACGAAGCGCGCCCUGGGAAUGACGGAUUUCCUGGACGACGAGCAGUACACGUGUCUGGAAUCGGCCCUCGUGGCGCUGAGCUGUCGCGAGUGCGUGGUCCCGCAGGAGGGGGGCGGCGGAAGCGGAGGGGGAGGGGGAGGGGGGGCGGAGAAGAAGGGGGGUAAGUCGCCCGAGGCGCGGAGAUUAAGAGACGUAAUGACGCGAUGCAACGUGCUGAUAGUCGAAAAGAAGCGGGCGGAGUUUAAACCGCGCGACAUAGAGCAGGACUUAGGCAGGCUCCUAAGAACGGCGGGUAAGGCGGGGGGGAGAUGCGCGGGCGCGACUGCAGGGGAGGCGGGUGGCGGGAGAAGGGGGAAUGGUGGCGGAUCGAUAGGGGGGGCAACAGCAAGAGGAGGCUUAGGGGGGGGAGGAAGCCAAAAGGUUUCUGUUGAGUCUGAGAUAGCCGGUGCGGCUAUGGCGGCUGUACUCGCUUACACUGACCUGUUAGCAGACGAUAGUAACUACGGCCGCUACACCCUCCUCCCCUACAGCCUCCACACGCACAUGCGCCUAGACGCCACCGCUCUCCGCGCGCUAAACGUGACCGAAUCCAAAACGGACGGAAAUAGAAACUUUUCGUUAAUGGGGCUUAUGAACCGGACGUGCACGGCAGGCAUGGGGAAGCGGCUGUUAAACCGGUGGUUGAAGCAGCCGCUGGUGGACGAAGAGGAGAUUAAGUUCAGGUUGGAUGUGGUGCAGGCGUUUGUGGAGAGUGCGGGUAUGAGGCAGGAGGUGCGGGGGCACCUGAGGCGCAUGCCGGACAUAGAGCGGCUCACGAGACGGCUGGAGAUGAGACGGGCUGGGCUGCAGGACGUGGUUAAGCUGUACCAGGCCAGCAUCCGCCUUCCUUUCAUCCGAGAGGUGCUUGAAACCCACGGAGGCUCGUUCCGCCCGAUGCUGCACGAGAGGUUCGGCGCGAGCCUGCUCGAUUGGUGCGGAUCGGAGCACUUAGCUAAGUACGAAGGUCUAGUGGAAGCAGCAGUAGAUUUGGAGGCCCUGCAAACGAACGGCGAGUACUUAAUAGCACCUGGUUACGAUCCGAGUCUCGGGGAGAUUAAAGAGGAGAGGGAGGUUGUAGAAGCCGAAGUGCAGAAAGCGUUACAGCAAGCAGCAAACGAUUUAGGCCUUAUAGUGGAUAAAACGAUUAAAUUAGAUAAGACGGCGCAGGCGGGGUACUGCUACAGGAUAACAAAGAAGGAGGAGACGAAUGUGAGAAAGAAGCUUAAUGCGUCGUAUGUGACUCUAGAGACGAGGAAGGACGGAGUUAAGUUCACUAAUGCGAAGCUGAGGAGGCUGAGCGAGCGCCACGUGGCACUCACCGAUUCGUACAUGGCAGCACAGAGGGAGCUGGUCAGCAAAGUGGUGGAAGUGGCUCAGACGUUCAUUGAGGUGUUUGAGGGCGUGGCAUCGCUGAUCGCAGAAAUGGAUGUGCUUCAGGGCUUUGCAGAGCUUGCAGCUUCGGCACCAACGCCCUACGUCCGACCCUCCAUCUCAGGCCCGGAUGAGGGCGACAUAGUGUUGGAGGACAGCCGCCACCCAUGUGUGGAGGUGCAGGAUGACGUCAGCUUCAUUCCCAAUCACUGCCGCCUGGAGAGGGAUCGCAGCUGGUUUCAGAUCAUCACGGGGCCCAACAUGGGUGGCAAGUCAACGUAUAUACGGCAGGUGGGCGUGGUCGUCUUGAUGGCGCAAGUGGGCUCCUUCGUCCCUUGCUCCCGUGCUCACGUCAGCAUCAGAGAUGCCAUUUUUGCCCGUGUGGGCGCUGGGGAUUGCCAGCUGAGGGGAGUGAGCACCUUUAUGGCUGAAAUGCUCGAAACCGCCGCCAUCCUCCAUGCCGCCACGCCGCAGUCGCUCGUUAUAAUCGACGAGCUGGGAAGGGGGACGUCAACUUACGACGGAUUCGGCCUCGCUUGGGCCAUCUGCGAGCAUCUAGUGGACGUCACUAGGGCGCCCACCCUCUUCGCCACGCACUUUCACGAGCUCACUGCCCUUGAGACCCGGGAUGCCUCCAGCGGUGUGGCCAACUUCCACGUCAGCGCACACAUCGACGAAGCUUCCAGGAAGCUGACCAUGCUGUACAAGGUGCAGCCCGGCCCUUGUGACCAGAGCUUUGGCAUUCAUGUAGCGGAGUUUGCUCACUUCCCCCCUGAGGUGGUGGCCAUGGCCCGGGCCAAGGCGCAGGAACUGGAAGACUUUGCUCCGCCUGCUGCUAAUGCUGGUGGUGCUGGUGGUGAUGGAGCGGGUGCUGCUGAUGCUGGUGAGGGUGCUGGUGGUGCAGCUGGUGGUGGUGGUGGUGGUGCUGCUGGUGGUGGUGGUGCUGCUGCAGGAGCGAAGCGUAAGCGGGACGGAGGGGAGGAGCAGAGGGAGGGGGUGGGGCGAGCACGGCAGUUUCUGCGGGAGUUUGCAUCGCUGCCUCUUGACACGAUGACAGCAGAAGACGCCCUGAGAGCUGUAGCAGCGCAGGUGAAGGCCCUGGAGGGAGAUGCGGAGGGGAACGAGUGGCUCAGAUCCCAUCUUCUGUCAUCUAAAGCUGCUUGAAGGUCAUCUGGGGGUUUGCGUCGCUGCCUCUCUGCACAAUGGCAGUAGAGGGCGCUCUGAUGGCUGUGCCAGCACAGGUGAUGGCCCCAGAGGGAGAUGCGUUGGGAAGCGAGAGGUGAUAUGCGGAGGGGAUGUUUUUUUUCCUCGCCAAGGUGGCAGCAGUGGCUUGGCAGCUGAAGGCUAUGGAGAGGAUGCUCAAUGAAAUGAGCGGGUUAGAGCACAACUGCUGUGUAGAAUUAGAGGUGGUUUUGUCUUAUGUCUUCUGUUGUUCUUUUAUUCAGUUUAAAUUUGUACGCUUUCAGUUUAAUCGUCAAAACAUAAGUUCAGCUUGCGACA